UCCUUUCCUCAGGUUCACAGAAAUAUGCAGCAAGGAAACCAAACCACCAUCUCCGAGUUCAUCCUUCUGGGGCUUUCCAGCGAGAUGGAGAAGGAGAGCCUCCUCUUUGUGCUCUUCUUGGGCAUGCACCUGGUCACUGUGGCUGGGAAUGGGCUCAUCAUUCUGGCCAUUGCCCGAGACACGGGCCUGCACACCCCCAUGUAUCUCUUCCUUGCCAACUUGUCCUUUGCUGACAUCUCCUCCUCUUCUACCUCCAUCCCCAAGAUGCUGAUGAAUAUUCAGACCAAGAGUCAGUCCAUCUCCUAUAGCAGCUGCAUCACCCAGAUGUACUUUUCCAUCGUCUUCACUGUCAUCGACAAUUUCCUCUUGGGGGUCAUGGCCUACGACCGCUUUGUAGCCAUCUGCCACCCACUGAACUACACAACUAUUAUGCAUCCCAUGCUUUGCAUCCUCCUCACAGUCAUCCCUUGGGUCCUCAGUAACAUUGUUGCCCUGACACACACCCUUCUACUCAUCCAAUUGGUCUUCUGUGACAGCAACACCAUCCCACACUUCUUCUGUGACUUGGCCCCCCUACUCAAACUGUCCUGCUCUGAUGCAACGGUCAAUGAGCUUGUGCUCCUUGUCGUGGGCUUACUGGUCAUCAUCUUCCCCUUUGCUGUCAUCCUAUUCUCCUAUAUCUACAUCAUCAGGGCUGUGUUGAGACUCUUAUCCCUAGAAAGAAAGUGGAAAGCCUUCUCCACCUGCACCUCUCACCUGACUGUCCUGUUGCUCUUCUAUGGGACAAUCGUAGGAGUUUACUUUUUCCCCUUGUCCACUCACCCAGAGGACACAGAUAAAAUUGGUGCUGUGCUAUUCACUGUGGUGACACCCAUGGUGAACCCCUUUAUCUACAGUCUGAGGAACAAGGACAUGAACAGUGCUCUGAGGAAGCUCAUCAGUAAAAAAAGGGGUUCCUCCCUUUGA
Chinchilla lanigera (long-tailed chinchilla) is the source of this 966-nucleotide messenger RNA. RefSeq names its product olfactory receptor 1S1-like. The record is from RefSeq and is a predicted model, not a curated record. Gene Ontology annotation, molecular function: olfactory receptor activity; G protein-coupled receptor activity. Gene Ontology annotation, cellular component: membrane. The coding region runs from base 25 to 966 and encodes 313 amino acids. NCBI's taxonomy places the organism in Eukaryota, Metazoa, Chordata, Mammalia, Rodentia, Chinchillidae. Gene Ontology annotation, biological process: G protein-coupled receptor signaling pathway. The transcript has a single exon.